Molecule: messenger RNA, 16248 nt
Organism: Pocillopora meandrina
Lineage: Eukaryota; Metazoa; Cnidaria; Anthozoa; Scleractinia; Pocilloporidae
Source: the annotation of a GenBank genome assembly
UAAUUCAAGAUGGCGGAUGGCUCGGUCUGUGUUUUCCUGCAGCCAUAUAUAACGUGACCUUGAAGGAGCAGGUAUAUUUUAUUGCGAUGGGGACAGAGCCAACGGUAUCUAGCUCUCAUGUUGAACACCUCUUAGCGGAGAUUGAAUCGAGUGACGGACUUCUUGGACCGACCUUAAGGUGAAUCGAUAUUAAUCAAAAAUUAUUCAGCAGCGAUACCUCCUUCCUUCGCCUCAAAUUUUGACAGGAGGUGAAGGAAGUGCCGUCUCCAAUGAUUUUGUAUAACUGAACUCUCAUUUUGGUGACUAAUUUAGAGCCGUCUACGAUGGAGAAGAACACACUGAGUUUAUGGAUAAACUGGAGGAUCGCAUACGAGUUCACGAUAAGGACAUCGAGCGGAUGUGUAACUAUCACUACCAAGGUUUCAUCGAAUCUGUUAACGAAUUGCUCAAAGUUCGCGGAGAAGCACGGAAACUCAAGGUAUUUGAAUGUACUUAUGUCAAAGGAGUGGUGUGUUUAGAAUAUUGUGAUGUUAUUUGAUUGGCUUAAUAUUAGAUAUGGUUUAUACUUUCGAUUCUUAUUGAUUCGUGAGAUGUACAUUCAUUUCAUGGAAUUAUUAUUUCCUUAUCAAGCCAUCACUUUUGCACGACUUUGAUCGUUUCUUAGCAGAGGCUUGCGAUGGGUUUUUUAAAUUUGAAUCUAAGUGUUUGGGCCUUAAAGUGCGGUAGGAUUCGCAAAUAAUACAGAUCUGAGAAUUUUUAUGCAGUUUUUUAGAAUUACUUUAAGAAUGUCAGCUCAUUCCUUCACUGGGGGUAGGUGACAGUUGCGAGUCAUGGUAAAAUUAUUUAGUUGAUUUGUUCUGUCCGAAAAAGGCCACUGUUCUCCAGCAAAAAAAUUUUUUAAGGUGUAUUUUCAUACUAGUUAUAUAUUAUCUCUCUGUCAUAAUAAAAAAUUAUACCUGUCUCUAUUUGUUUAUUAGAUCAAGAUAAAGGAAGUGAAUGAAUCCAUGCAAGAAUCAGGACGUGAGGUCUGUAAAUAUGUGCAUAGAAAUUCAAUUUUACUCCCUAUUUUUAUUGGGGGACGGGGGAAAUUUUAGGACAACUAAAAGAAAAAAAAGGCAAAGAAAUGAACAUUUGGGGUUUUACUGUUUUUAGUGCACUUGAGCAUUUUGUCAACAUUUGUUAGAAAUAAAAGAUUCUCUCUUGACUGAUAAUUGGAAAGUUUUAAAACUAAAUAAACUGGAUUCAGAAAGUUUACUCUAGAGAAUCAAAAUGUUAUGUUGUAUUUUUCAAUGGAUUUGUUAAGAAGGCACAUCAUGUUAUUAUCAAAUGUGUAUGAGAUUUGUAAUCAUCUGACGACCCUUAAGGGCAGGAAACAAAAACAAUCAGCCACCCAGCAUCUAAUUAAUCUCAGCUUGUGUGAUUUGAUUUAUCUUUACCUUCUCACAUUAUCACCUCUGAAAAUUGUCAGCAAAAAAAGUGGUGAGGAGUCAUUCAUUUUAACAGAUAAAUUUGUUGGUAGACAAGGGAGGCACAAUCAGUUUGAAGCAGAUAACCUCCUCCACCUUACCCUUUGUCUAGCCAUCACAUUAAUAAACAGAGAUGAUGAUUUUUGACUGUUGUUCUAUUAAAAAUAACUUAAUGUGCAAUAUUACACUUAUCAUAGUUUUCUUUAAUUUUGAAGGGAUGGUUAUUAUAGACAUUCUUGUGAAAAAACGAUUAUAAUCAAAUAAAAGUGGUGUCUAUGAUUCUGUUUGAAAAAAAUUUAACCUUGGUUUUUCUUCUUGUAUUUGGUGCAUGUAGCUCUUUAGCAAGUGUGAAAACCUGAUAUACUGCCGCACAACCCAGAGAAAUAUUGUAUCUGCAAUCGAGAUUCUUAGCCUCUGUUUACCAGGUAAAUGAUUAUGAAAAAUGUUGUAUCCAGCUCUACAGUCUGUUAACUUGUGUCCAAAUGCUAUGAUAACUUACCCAUCUGUGAAAUAGUACCUCUCUUGUUGAUUGAUACUGACUCUGUAUGGGUUUAAUGAAGUAAUAGAGACCGUUUGGUAGAUUAUUAGAUCAGUUUCUGAUUAUUAUUUGUUUGUUAUAGUAUUUUUCCCAAUAUGUUUCAAAAAUGGGUGAAGGGACUAUUUUGUCUUAAUUAAGUUCUGAAAAAAAAAUGCCCUAUUGCAGUGCUUGAGAUGUACGCUAAACUUAAAGAUCAGAUGCAUAACAGAAGGUCAGUUCUUUCUUCUCUAUUAUUUCUUUCACAUUCUUGAAAAGUAGAAGUUACAUUGUGUACUUCUUGAUUAAUAUUUGGAGUAUCCGUAUCUCAUAACUAUGUUGUACUGCAACUAUUGUUUACUAAUAGGUAUUACCCAGCAUUAAAAACAUUGGAGCAGCUUGAACACACCUAUCUUCCAAGGAUAAAAAGGUAUAUUAAACUUCUAGGGUGAGGAUCUUGCAAGCCCUGACUGGUUAUGUACACUGUUAGUGAAUGUUGUACCUGGAUCUAGUAUAUUGUACUAGCAUUUUACCUAACCUUCAAUCUUUUAACUUGAUUUGAAUGGCUAGUAUAAGUUAACUCUCUUUUGUCAAAGUUUAUAUCUUAUCUUUAAUCUUGAAAUACUUUGCCUUUGACUGGCAGAUUUAGAUUUGCAGAGAUCAUGCAAGAAAGUAUACCUGUUGUUAGAAAACACAUCAAAGAAGCUUCAAUGGGUGACCUGAGGGUGAGGAAUAUACUCCAAAAAAACUCAGUGAUAGACUACAUACUUGGUUAAUCAGUUGAGAAAAGAUGGGUACAUAUUAAAGAAACUGCAAUUCAACAAUGACUUAGGGUCAAGUGAAGUGGACUCUAGAUCUCAAGGUCUUGAUUCAAGCUAUAGCCACGUUCAUCAUGUUGUGACAGAUAACCUUAUUCUCACAGUGAUCCUCAUAAUAGUUUAAAUGAUUAUCAGAGGAAUGUCAGGGAAACCUGAUAAAAUGUUUUCGAUUAACCCUUAGUAUGCCAUAUCACUUCAAACUUUAGGAGCUGGUGUAGACUUAAGCAGCAAUCUGGCUUGUAAAUUUGUCUUAGUUAAGAGUACUCAGUCAGACUGAGUACUCUUAACUAUUUGUUAUUGAUUUGAUUAAUUCAUGCUGUCUAUUUGUUCCUUUGAGAUGAAUUGACUUUUACUUAUUUUGUCCUGUAGGAUUUUCUGGAGAAAAUUAGGAAGGUUUCUGUCCGGUUGGGCUUAAUAGCAAUGAAACAGGUUAGUUCCUGAGUAUUUUAGGCUACCAGUAUAUACAGUAGCUCUUACUAUAUUACAUGUAUCUACCUGAUCAUUACUAGUUGCUAACUCUGUUUAGCUUAAUGAUAACUUAAAUACCACAGAAAUAGUAAAAACACAAAAACCUAGUUAAUUCCUAAAAAUGAACUAGUUCUGUAUUCCUGUUUUUAUUUGGGUAGAUAAUUUGGUUUUCCUUUCUGGUAUAGAAAAUCAUUGGAAUUUGGGAACAUGUUUUGGUGAAUCUGCAGAAACAGUUGUACUGUAAUAAUUUUAAUUAAGAUCAAUCUAUUUUGUAUAUGUUUAGGCAAUACAAAAGAAUAACUUAACACUUAUGCCAGGAGUUGGUUUGAAGAAGAAAGGAGAAGACGAAGUAAGUUUGCACAGUGUCUACAAUAGCAGAGUUGCUGUCAUAAGAAUGUCAUUAGAAUAAUUUAAAAUUGGGAAAUGUAGACUUAAAACCAAAUGAAAGUAAAUUUGGAGAGAUUACAUUGUGAGUGCACUCUGUUGUAAAGCAAAGUUCACUGGUUUUAUGGUAUGAUAACCCAUGCAGGAUGUCAAGUUUGUUAAUAAGAGGUAAUUUAGUGUUAAGAACUGAGUUGAAAAUGUAAAUUGGCCAUCCUAAAGGGUGAAAAAGCUGACAUUUCGAGCAUUAACCCUUUGUCAGAGCAAUUGGAGGAAUUAUGGGUUAUGUGGUUUUAUAUGCAGAAAGUGGAGCUGCACUAUUAGUGGGAGUAUGGUGACGAGAAAACAUGAAUAAAUUAGGUGAAUGAAGAACCCUCGUUGAUGGCGCUUUCAUUUUGAGCAGAUACUAGUGCAGAGAGGGAGCAAAAAGUUUUCUUUGUUAAAUAUGAUUUAUUUUCUCUUUACAGGAAUUAGACAAAUCUGCUCAAGAUUUGGUGGACUUUUCCCCAGUGUACAAGUGCUUGUACAUUUUCACUGUUGUAGUGAGUGAUUUAUGCAUGAUAUCCUUCAAUCCGUUCAGUUCUUUGAACAUGGAAGAAAUAAUUGAAAAGCAAUUAAAUGCAUACUUAUUCUUCUUAUAGGGAGAAAGAGAGACAUUUGAUAAUUACUACAGGAAACAGAGAAGAAAACAAGCUCGUCUUGCUCUGGAACUAAGCUCUGGAAGUAGAGUAAGUUUUUAGAGAUAAUUUGAUAUGUAUGAUAUAGAGAGCCUUAAUACUUUAAGCCUCAUAUUUCUGUACUGUCAAAAGGGAUCAUGUAUAUUCAAGACUUAGUAAGUAAGCUGCAAAAAAUUAAAACUUAAUUACAAUUAUUGUAAAGUACUAUUGGAUAUCUUGUAGAAACGAAGCUAUAUAAAUCAUUCAUAUUGUUAUAUUGUUAUUAUAUAAAUUCACAGCAUGUUAAUUAUCCACCAUAGGAUCUGUGCCAAGUUCAGAAUGAGUUUUAAAGUCCUUUAUUUUUUUGCUAACAGGAUGGAAACCUGGAAGUGUAUAGAUCUUAUUUUCAUCAAAUUGUAGGGUGAGUCAAUCAGGGCUGAAACCAAAAUCCAACUCAACUCUUGCUAUAAUAACCUUAGCACUGCUCCUAGAGGUAUCUUAAAUUUGAUUCACAGAAAAGUUAGGCAAGCAUCGCCCCUCUCUCUAAAUUUUACCUUUCAGUGUCAUUAGAAACCUUCCAUACACUGUAUGUCUCAAUAGGUCAUACUAAUGUUAGGAUGAAUGUGGCAGUUGUGGUUCUUUAUUGCUCUUUGAUACCUCCCUAAAUGGAAAUAAUUGUUGAUUCCCUCACCUUAAGGUUCUUUGUGGUUGAGGAUAUAAUUCUACACACAACCAAGGGCCUUGUAACAAGGUAUUGCACACUGUUUAAUAAUUUACUAUAAGUACAUUUCAAGUUGGAAAAAGUGACAGUAGCUACCAUCAGAUAACUUAAUGUCAAUUUCAUGAAAAUGAAGAAUUAGUUGAUAACUAUUUCUUGGAAAUAAAAUGUACUGUACGUGUAUGUGUGACUUCACUUGUAAGUUUUUUUUACUUAGGCCCUGUUCGCACCUUGCUGAAAAAUUUGGUUUGCUAUUUGCAAAAAAAUUUAAAAUUUUGUAACAACAAUUUUUUUGUUUUCAUAAUAGCGUUCACACUUGAGACGUGCGAAUUAUUUGUGUAACCACAAAUGUCAAUCAAUCAGAAUAGUUACUGAGAUUUCAUGACAGUGCUUUUCCUUUUAAGUUGUUUCCAGUCAAAGACUGAUUGCAAAGCAAAAUACCCCCGCAAUAUGUUUUAAUGGCCCUUCUUUGCUGUUUGCUUGCCAUACAAAACCUGAUUUUGGUUAAUCAAUAAUUAACUCUGGUUUUGUUGGGAAGGAUUUGGCUUUUAUGGAUCGCAGAGAUGUUAACUCAGCUGCUCAACAGACAUCGAUGCUGCCAUUGUUUUCACCUGUACUAGACAUUUCCUUGACCUGUAGAAUCCGGGUUUGAAAUCCACAUGCACCAGCAUAACCUCCCUGGAGCCUUCUUCUGUAAACAUUUGAAAAUGGGGAGAGAGUUAUUGGACAACUUACUAAUACUCUUAAGAGGCUAUGUUCAGAGAGAAAACACUUGUACAUAAUACCAGUUAGCCUGGUAUCAAUUAUGAAAUGUGAUGACCAGUUGAAGGGUAUCUGGGAAGGAACAAUAAAUUUUCUCAUGUGACAAAAAAUUGUAGGCCUCCAAAGCUAGUUGAUGGUAUCUUUGAAGUUUUUUGGCACUUGUGAAAAUUUUGGUGGGUCAAACAAAUCGUUUGCAUUAAAAAUGGUUUCGUGUUGACAGAUUUUUUUGCAAAACAAACAAUUUUGUGUAGUGCGAACUGGCCCUUAUUACAAGUUUUUUUUUCUUUACAAUGUUGGCCAGUUAAUGAAGACUGUGAGGCUUGUACAACUUAGUGUGGUCAGGGAGGAAGUGGUUUGAUUAUUAAAGCUAGUUGAUUGUAAUAUGAAGCUUCAAAAAAGGUUUUUGUAAAAAAUAGUUAUGUGAUUUGUUAAAAUAAUGUACAGUACAUUAUUAUAAGCGAAAAUCAAAUAGCUUACAAGAGCAGCAGUAGGCCCAAGCAGUGGCGGAGUUUUCAAGUUGUUUAUGAAACAUGUUGAUAUAAUUAUAUACUUUAAACAACAGGUCAACGGUUGAUGAUCUUUGGGAAAUGGCAGCAAACAAGAUUGCACCUGUGCUCAUCACAUGUACACAAUCGGUAAGAAGAAUAAGUAUAUGGUUUAAAAGAAACCCUACAUGUAUAUGACAGUCUUUAUACUGUAAGUCAGGGUAUCAAAAAAAAUCUGUGAGCACUUCUUUCUAAGUAUUUAUUAAAAGGCAUAAGUUAGGGUACAUUGCAACCUUUGCUUUACCAGGAAGAUAAAGGACAAAUAAAGCAUAUGACUACAUUCUCCAUUUCUUUUUCAUGAUGGUUUACAUAUUAACUGACAUCUCACUGCUGUUUUUUUAGGCCUACUGUGAAGAACCAUCUCUGCUUUUAAAAGUGAAAGAACUCAUUGUGUGGUUCUGUCACACCCUGUCAGUAUGUAUAAUUCAUACCUCUUGUGCAUGUUUAAUGACAAAUUUUGGAUGUCUUUAUCUUCAAAUUUACAUUUCUGUUUUUGCUUCUUUUUUUUUGUUUCAGGGUUUUGGAUUUAAUGUAAAUAAAAUUUUUGAUGUUCUUCUAGAAAUGAGGUAAGGUUGGAAUCCUAAUUAUAACUAGUAACAAGAACUACCAGCAUUGUAAUAAUUUUUGAGAUCUUGUCAAUAAGGUCUCUAUCAUUUCACUGCAAUUGAACAAUUCUUUAAACUGUUCAGGACAGUCCUUGAUUAAUUACAGAGUUUCACCAUCUGUAGCCAAAAUAGGUAGCAAGUAAUUUCUGUCUGGUGUAAUUUAUUAGAAUUUCUCUUUUAGUAUUUUUUACUAUUCUUUGCACAUGUAUGUGUAACUUUUAACCUUCUUCUUGUACCUUUUUCUAGACUUCAGUACAAUGAAAUUUUAUCAAAGGAUUGGGAAGCUAUUUUCAAGUAUGUAAUGGUGCUAUUAUCCUAAUUGCUGAUAUGUAAAAAAAGUUGUCUGGAUAUAGACUGUACUAUUAAAUGAAAUGUAAUUGUAAAUUCAGAGCAAAGCUGCAGUUAUAACACAAUUUUAUAUAUGUGUACAUUAUAUGUGAGAGUGUCUCAUGUUUUUUUGAGCAAAAUGGAUUAUUAAAGGCUUUUAGUACAAACUCUCUUUUCUCCUCAAAGGAAAAUUUUUGAUGAAGAUAACUAUACACCAAUGCUUUGCCAAGAUGAGACUGAGUACAAUGACAUCCUGAAGGAAUUUCCUUUUGAUGAGACAGAGGUUCUACAGGUAUUAAUGAGGCUUAGUUAGAGUUUUUAAAAAGGGAGUUAGAGGGUCCAUUGUCAUUGUCGCCAUCAUCAUCAUCAUCAUCUAGCGGCAUCUUUUGGAAGGUCAUCUGUAGUGAUUCUUCUUUCAAGGGGUUUCCAUGAGAUUGUUCCUAUGGAUCUUUAUGUCAUCAUCCAUCUAAAAUGUCUUUUAAGAUACCAGAUUAACCAACUAUGUGACCAUAAUAUUUUUGUGUGCCUUGUUUUUAUUAUUUUUGUCAUGGUUUCCUCCAUGAUAGUCUGCAGCACACUUCUUUGGUGAUAAUUCACAUCAUAGAAUGAUUUGAGGGUGUGAAAGCAUGCUGAGUUGCUUGAACUCAAGUAACAGCAACCUCAUUUGCACAAGCCAAUAUCAUAGAUAAGACACCAGAAUUGAAAAUUGAAUGCCACUGUUGUCAUUGCAACAUCUUUCGAUUACAUAUUCCUAUUAGAGGUAAACAUUACAGUUUACAAGCUAUGUGUAGUUUCUGGCUUUUUAAAAUUUUUUUGCCAGCAGUGCAACAGUAUCCAUCUAAUGUGAUGAUCUCUGAACAUUGUUUUAUUUUUUUCCCUAGCAUCCUUUCCCAAGGCAGCUUCCAUUUUCUGAGGGUGUUGUUAAAAUCUAUCAAGAGGUACUUUGUAAACUGCUAGUUAAGUGCUCUAAUAAUUAUAGCCUGCCUGUGUUUCCAAUAAAUAUUAAAUAACCUCUUGUUCUACUUUGCAGGUCAAACACUACAUAAGGUCAUGUUUAAAAUUCAAUGAAAACCUGAAUGUCAGGUAAUAUGUGUAUUCUAACACUACCUAGUACCUUAUUCACCAUAGUUGAUCGCCAUGGGCAUUUCUAUGAAAGUUAAUGAUCUUUCUACUGUCAGUGUACUUAUUUUCUGAGGUUUUCACAAGAUACACACUUGUCUUCUGAUAAUAUUUUAUGAAAGUGUCUUUGGUCAAUAAAUGGUUACAGUAAUGCCAUUUACAUGUACCUUUCUAAUGGGUGAUCUGCUGAUAAUUUCAGUUUGUAGAAAGGAGUCAGGCUUAUUUCUAUAGGCAAUUUACAUGCACUUUUGCUGUUGCAAUAAGCUUUCCCUCAUAAACUUGUUAUCCUAAACUACAUAAUUAUGUCAUUCUGAGAUUCCUUCUGGUUCACAGCAUCUUUUGGUAUAGUUUGGUGGUAAAAAAAUUUCAUGGUACAUUUCUCAUAACAUUGUAAUAGCAGAGUCAGUGGUGAUUACAACUGAAAUUUGUUAGGUUUAUUCUAACACAUUUAUUGUGUAAGUUAAGGAAUAUUUAGGUGUGUAAACAAUUAUUUGCUACACCUACAACUGUAUCCAUUUUGUGAAGGCAUGUAACCUUCCAUGUAGUUACGGUAACUUCAUAGGCAUGUUCUUCAUUCUCUCUCUCUCUCUAGUCAAACUGAGAUUGGAGAUUCGGUGCGAAAGUCAACAAAUUUACUACUAACAAGGACACUCAAUGGUGAGUUUGGCUAAAGGAUGAGUCUAGUUUUGAAAAACAAGAAAUUUUAAAGUGAUCUGUUUAAUUUUUUAACAUAAUAUCAUCAUUAUUUUUUCUUAGGUUGCAUAACAUCUAUUAUUAGAAGGCCAACAAUGUCAAUUCCACAGGUGUGUCUGCCUCUAAGUCAAGCAUUCAAUCAAUGGCUUAAGAUAGAUUAUUUUAAACACAUAUUAAAUAUAUUGUAGUAUGAAAUUGAAUGAAUGACCAAAUGGAGAGAUGAAUGAAUGAGCAACGAGAUGAAUGAAUAAAUGAAAAAAUGACAAGAUGAAUGAAUAGCAUGGUGGUACUCAGUUGUUUGUGAAGGUUAUUUGCUAGUACACUCCAUUUUCGCGAAGUUCAGGGUAGGUUAAAUGAUACUAAAUUUAUGUCAUUUGUUUUGUCUUAACAGCUUGUUCAAAUGUCCAUUAACACAAUUCAUUUAGAAGAGGCCUGCAAUCAUCUUGAAGAGUAUGUGACUGCAGUGACUGGGUAAGUAGAUGUUGAAUUGGUCUCUUUUAAAUUUUUUUUCUAAUUAAAAUUUUCGUAUAGUUUAUUCUUGGCCUUUAUAUUAGGUUAACAUUUUGUGUAUUUUGCAUCAAAAAAAUAGAUCUGAAAAAAAAAUUAAGGGUAUGUCCCACGAUCUCAGAAGUUACUGUGACUAAGUGGAGUAGACAACAUUCCAAAUAAUCGUGUUUAACUUUGCUCGUGUUGAAUCGUAGAACCUCCAGUGAAAGAAUUAAUGUUUCACGAGUUUAUGGGUUGUCAUCGUUCAAAGUAAGUAGAAAAUUUUACAGCUCUUAAAUUGCUCCAGGUUGCCAUCUCCUCAUUUAUAUGUACGCUUGGCUUUAUCUGUAUGUUUUCACCUCCCGAGUUUGUGGAUGGGUGUGUAUUGAGGGUUUAAAGAUGGACGUACAGUAUAUUGUGUGCGGUGGCAUAGAUAGUAUUAUGGUGUAUGGUGCGAUUUGUUUUGAAUGUAUCGUAGAUAACGGUUUUUGUUUUUGCUUCGUUGAUGAUUUUGUAUGUAGGGAAAACGUGGUUUUAUUCCAGUAACAUAAGCUGUUUGAUGUGGUAACGUAUAAGAUACAAUAUACAUGUCUUAUCUCACCAGGAUAUGAGAGCUGAGGCAGAACAACAAGUUUACGAAAGACUCAAUAUGAAAAUAGAGGACUUUGUAGAGUUAGGUAUGUAAAUACAUAUUUAUGUCAAAAUGGGGUGUAUACAAUGCAUAUCCUAGUUAUAGGCAAGUUGAUCGGUGAGAAAGUCGACUUUUGAGCGAGUUAACUUGGAAGUGAGCUGACUUUUAGGCUAGUUGUCUUGUGGGAGAGCUGACUCUUGGUGGGGUUUAUUUAAAGGCGAUGUUGACUUGUGGACGACUUGCUACUUGGGCGAGUCGAAUCGUGUUUGAGGAGACUUGUAGACAAGUUGAUACGUUGGUGAGUUGUUGGAGUCGAUUGGAACUUAAGAACACUAAGAAACAACAACACUAUUAACCCAAAACUCGAUUAUGGCCACCUUACUUUGGUUCUAAAUAUCCCUGCUUCUUGUCAUCAGUUUAAACCCCAAAAUGAUUAUUUUACAAAAACAGAUUUAACCUGGUAAUUGUUAAUAAGAAGGCCCCCUAAAUUAAAAAUUUGCAGAAGAAACUAUUAUUAAAUUCUGAGUAACGCAAUAAGUUUUUGUUGCAAUAAUUUGUCGUAGGUUUUAUAGCUUUAUACUUCCUUUAUCCAAAUCUUUCUAGGGAAGGCUUUCCAUCCGUUUGUUUAAUCUCUUAUCGCACUCAAGGUGCUCUUUUACGUGACUGUUUAUUUUAUAACCAUCUUCAUAUAAGUCAUUACUAACCAUGAUGGAGAGCUAGCAUCAGCAUCGGCAACGAAAACGUUGUUAUUUCUGUUGUGUUCUAUGGAUAUCUGCAUUCUUCUUGCCAUUCUGUGAAAUCCAAAUGGAAUAAGAAACUCAAACUUUUUGGUGGAAAAUUGGAAUAUGAAUUUAACUGAGCUAUGCUAUUUUCCCCUCGUUUAAUCCGUGUUUUUUAGAAUUUCCAUCCUAAAAUAAUCUAAAAUAUAUGUUGUUGGAGGAGUGAAACCCAUUUAAAAGUUUUUUUUGGUUUUCAGCAAAUUACAAUUGGGUUCCUGUGAACUCCAGAUUACAUGCCAGUAGCUAUCUUGUGGAUCUAUUGGACUAUCUUCACACCACUUUUCUAAACUUCACAACACUACCGGUAAGUCUUUCACACUUAUUUUACAGCUUCUUGUUCUAUUUUGACUGUUUCUCUGUCACUUAACUGUUUUAGCUCUGCCUGUCCGUUCAAAGCAGGUUCAAUUAGGUUUAUUUCUUGAUAUUUUCUCAGGGGAAUGUGGCCCAGACGGCCUGCAUGUCUUCAUGUAAAUAUCUCGCUACGAAGCUCAGAGAGAUGUUACUAGAUGAAGAGGUACGAUUACACAAAAGCCAUGUUUGCAACAUGUUGAACGAUUGGCUAAUUACUCGUGCAUUGAACUGUCAUAACUGGUCUUUAUUGGUAGAAACAGGAGGAGGCUGUAACUCAAACUUUCAACUGUCCUAUCAUGGAUAGAGACAGAAAGCUGAUAUCGCAUUACGUAACCCCUAAAAUUCAUUAGAAGAAAUUCUUCAUAACGCUCAAUAUUCUGUUCUCAAGGUCUUAAAUGAAAUACUCUUCUUGCGACUCACUCUCGUUUCCUAUUUACAAUAUAUAAAUGUAUUGAUGUGGUUAAAAGUUCUCCACUCACUGCGAUUGUUUUCUACUAUUUGCCUCCUUUUACCAGGUUAAGCAGAUGAACUCGCACGGUUUGGACGGGUUUAACCAAGAUCUUAGAAAGUGUGAAGGUAGUUUCAGUUUGAUCCCAUUUCUUUGUCUUUUAGUGAAGUUACGUUUUAAAAUAUGGCAGCGACUCGCAACCUUGUAGUUAACGCAUGGAAUUUGUGCUGGGCAGAACAGGACAUGUAACCAAUCACAACAAAGAUGCUAUUAAAUCAACCAAUCAAGAGCGAGCCGGUGAACUAGUCUUGCUUUGAUUCACUAAUUUUCCCGCCAUUUUGGCACCGUGUGGUUUUUCUUCAAGCUACACUUGCUUUACCAUGAAUUUUGUAUAAUGUUUGUCUGGGGUUCAGAGAGCUUAUCUCUAAAAUCAAUUGUCUCUUAAAUAACGUUUGGAAAUGUGUUAUGUUCCGAAAAAAACUGAACCGAUUUUUACUAUUGCGAAUUAUUUCAGUAAGGGACGAUUUUUGGUGUAGUCUUAUUUAAAAGAGAUGUGGAUGCUUGCUUCGAAAGAGGGUGAUGCCGCUGGAUUUGAAAAGGCAAUAAAUCUCUACAAUAUAGCAAACCUGUUUAAUUUCUUUCAGAGUUUGUCAACUCCAAUCCAGUAGAGGGGAUAAGUGACGGCACACUACAAAUGACAUUUCUGGAAUUAAGACAGGUAAGAUUACUGUUAGUCUCCUUCAAAGCAGUUGUUUGGUCUCUUCAUGCAACGUGCUGUCCCCCCUCCCCCCCACACACACCAACAGGAGAGAGUGCGAGAGACCAAAGACCAAAGACGAGACCAAAACAUCUGCUGCGAAGGAGACUAGAUUAUUGUGAGCUGUUCGUGUUCUGCUCCCGGUUUCCUUUCUACCUCCAUUGUUUUAUGCUUCUUACUGUUUGAACUUUUACAUGUUUGUCAGUUGGUAGAUUUGUUGUUGAAUGCGGACUGGUCCACCUACUUCGCUGAACAUGGUUACACAACUAGUAAAUACAGUCGAGUUAGCCCCCAAGAUGUAGCAAGAAUCCUUGAGAAGUAAGUGCCUUUUAAAUACCAAAAUGGCACCAGUCGAAACUGAAAGGGGGAAAAUUUUUUCAGAAGCUAAACAUGACGUUUUGGCGAACAGCAUAAUUGAGCUACCGUCGGCGGCCUUGGUAGCCGUUUUUGCACUUACGUUGAUAAUUUAACUUGAAAAAAUAAUUUUUCCUUAUUUUGUUCAGCGUUCGGAUUUAAAUGAGUUUAAUCAGUGUCUAAUUUUCCCGCUUUCUGUUUCCGUAACUUAUCUGUAAGUUGUCCCUUCUUAUUCACACUGUUGAUCAUGAAGCUAAGCUUUGCUUGGGAAAGCAUUACAACUUACUAAGGAUGUGGGUAUGGAUGCCGUGAAAAGAGAUUGUCUUCGAACAAUUGCAUUAAAGGAAAGUUUUUCGAACGAACUACGCGAACGUGGCUUAAUAAUAAUAAUAAUAAUAAUAAUAAUGAUGAUGAUGAUGAUGAUAAUAAAUCGAAAUCUUUAUCAAGGAUAACCCUUCAAUACAAAAGUACUUUUAUCAAUGGGGUCCUGCUGAUUAAGAAUUAAAAACUAGGAAAUAAGAAAUUAUUAAGAUAUAUAUAAGAUAGUACCUAUAAAACAACUGGAACUAAAGUAGUGAAAGGUAGCUCGUAUAGAAAACUGUUAAUUGAACAUUCUGAUUUGAGAAAUCAAUGUUUGUUUUAGGAUGACGGACACAGGAAAGAAGCGAAUUUUAACUUUAAAGAAAGUCGACCGAGACCGCAAAAAACUCAACGAAACGAUCUUGAAACGACUGAAGACUUUGGAUGCGGAUACUUCGGGAGCUUCUGUAAUGUCUUGAAUUCUUCUACCAACUGUGGAGGUCUCAAGAUCUUCAGCACAACAAGAUUAACCCACUAGGGAGCUAACCAUGAUUUGCAGAUUUACCAGUAAUAUGAGAUCAUUCUAUGUCAGGAGGUAGGACACUGAAGGAACAAGGCUUUCUCUUCUGGUACCUUGAUGGCUUAAGUAACCAUGCUUUUGCAUAGAAAGACAUCGUGAAAGUUGAGUAAAGGGGACAAGCAUGACCGUAAAUAACUACAAUCGUAUUACUCUCUGCUUUAGAUAUAAAACGACCUAAUAAGUAAUGAAGCGCAUAACUUGAAAGUCAGACUAAUAAAGAUCACUAUUGUACCAUCCGCAUUACGCCUGGUAAAUUUGAAAAAAAAGUUUUUCAAAAAGACCUGGAAAUCAGAGAAAGUUUUUCCGUUCACACUGCAGUGAUCAGUAGUAGAAAAGCUUGACUGCAACCUUGGGCAUUCGUGCAAGAAAGGUCGUCAGAAUGUGUGCAACUGCGCACCUACUCCCCCUUGUUAUUAGCUGACUGUUGCUAGUUUAGGGGAGGGGUAGGUGCACGGUUGCUCAGAUAUUUACAUCGAUCCGAUAGGUCUAACCAUACUGAAAAAAAAAAAAAAUAAAUAAAUUGAAAGUGCAGUAAAAAAUCCACACUAGGACUUAAAGAACGUAUUAUCAAAUUUAUCUAAGAAAAAAGCGUUUUCAAAAGGCGCCGUUUUUAGUUUACUCCAGGUGCAGCUUCAUCUGGAUCAGUGUGUUCGCUGGAGGUAGCCGUAGACGUAGAGUUGUGUUUUUGAAUUUACUCAGCGUACUGCGGAGAGGCCUUUAGAUGUGCUCAGCAGCUGUUAAUCAUUAGAGUUCAACGGUUCACGUCGUUGAAUCGAAAUGUGUAAUUUGAAAUCUUCUAUAGCAAUUUUCUAAGUUUAUGAAGUAAUCAGGAAUACUUAAGAUCUCGAUUGCAGUUCGCCUUACCGCCUAGCAGCGAAUACUCAUCAUGUUAGUUAGGAGAAUUUGGUAUUGGAUCAACCAAAAAAAUUCCCUUAAUGAUCAUUUUCUUUAAUGUCAUCACGUCUGCUCUAUGUUGUACUGUUAUUUUAAGAAGAAAUUAUGUCUUGGUCACUCACAGAAGUAUAAGAGUUAAUAAUAACGAGUCCUGACUUGCAAUGUUUUCUUUUUGAAAGUGAAAAGUGAUAGAAUUUAAAGCAAUUCACUUUUUAAGCCAAACCUGAUCAGUGCUACAUGCAUGGGGGUUUUCUUGUUGGUGGAAAACAGUCUUCAAGUUAGUCACAAUAUUACAAACUGUUUAGAAUGUGAAUAUUAUUGAAGGCUUGUUGAAAUUUAACGAUUGGUUGUUUGCCUUCAUUCUCUCUUCUGUAUUUGAAUCAAUCGUCAAUCAAUCGUCCCGAGAAAUUCAGUAAAUCGACAUAUAAAAUGCUAUUUGUUACAAUUCAAUUACGAUAGAGGUGAUCAAAUUUCAUAUUGAUGUAAUAUGGACCGAGUAUUUUUGUUUAAUUUUUGUGCAAAUCUUUAUUUUCAGAUGGUUGUUGAGUGGUUAACUUUGUUAGAAGUAACGAAUUUUUGGUCAAUUUACAAUUUCAAAAUUGUUUCCUGCUUACGUCUCGUAGUGAUAUUUCUUACUUUUCUUUUGCUUAUUACUGAGUACGAAUUUGGCGGCGUAUAUACAGGCUAUUUUUCUCUAAAAUUAAAUAUGACACAAGAUUACCUUUCUUUUGCGUAAGUAUCUUUUGAAAGGAUUAAGGGUAGUACAUUAUGUUCAGUUAUUUCACAAUUCAGAUUUGAAAGAUUUUUGUAUGGGAAAUUUUAAAAAUAUAAAAUUGUGUAUAUAUUGUCCACUUACAUGUCAGAUCAGUAGGUUUAGAUGUCAUCAGUUACUGUCAAAUUAUUAGGCUAUUAAUGAUUAAAUUUUUCCGUUUAAAUUGCUUUUUUUAAUCUCUUUGAGAAAGUUGUGAAGGCAGUUAGAUCAAUUAAAUAAUAAGUAAAGAAAUGGUAUUUGGCAGUGGCACAGCUUUACAAGCGACUUUGGUGAAAUGUGAACUCUGUAUAUUGGUUUCAAUCGAGGGGAAAACCUGAGAACUUAAAGAGAAACUCGAGGAAAAAUGUCUAAAGCUUAUAGCUUAACCAUUUAUACCCUAACAUCAGUAUUCAUUUUCCCCAUACUGUGCUCCAUACUUUUCCCGAAGGUGUAUACAAGGUGAACUUGUUUAACAAGCAAGGGCUUCCUCAGUUGGUGAUCAUUUCUUUUAUUCUCAUGACCUUAGUGUGCGAUUCAUAGAUAUUACUGUGAGGAGAAUUAGCUGCUAAUCACUCUUAGGGUUCAAAGGGUUAUUGGUUUGGGAAUAAAAGGAAGGGACAUAGCGGUUGAACGCGACCAUUAUCACCACUGGGUUGCUUUCUCUCCUCUCUGGGUGGGUUGUCCCAUAUCUUUACCCUCAUAAAUUGUGCUCUAGAGUUUAGAACUAAAAUAAAAUUUAUCCCAUGUUCCGACAAAUAGCGAAGCUUCAUCGUUUUCUUGACACACUACACACAACCCACAAUUCCUUUAGUCGCUCUGACGAAGGGAUAACGUUCGAAACGUCA